UAAUACAAUUUCCAUGGAUUGGGCAUUGGGUAUGUGGUUGUGGGCUUUGGUUUUUGUUCAGUACCAUAGUCAUGGGUGUCUUGGGUACUUGGACAAGGAGAGGACUUCUCUCUUGGAGAUCAAAGCUUCCAUCAAUUAUCUGAAUGGAUCUUCUCUUCCUACAUGGGAGGAUGGGACUGACUGUUGUAGUUGGGAAAGAAUCAAGUGCAACAAUGCGACAGGCCGAGUGACCAAAAUUUCUCUCAAUCGUACAAGGGAAAGGGAAUUGGGAGAAUGGUAUCUGAAUGCCUACUUACUUCUAUCCUUUGGAGAACUGCGGAGCCUCGAUUUGUCCCGGAAUUACCUGGCUGGUUGGGUUGAUCAUGAAGGUUUCAAUAGAUUGUCGAGAUUGAGCAAUCUAGAGCACCUUGACCUGAGCGAUAACUCAUUCAACGAAACCAUCUUACCGUAUUUGGGUGCACUCUCAUCCCUCAAGAGUCUGUCUCUGAGAGGCUAUCACAUUGGACUUCCUUUUUGA
This is a messenger RNA of Magnolia sinica, 517 nucleotides long. RefSeq names its product receptor-like protein 56. Gene Ontology annotation, molecular function: protein binding. The transcript is spliced from 3 exons. Lineage: Eukaryota; Viridiplantae; Streptophyta; Magnoliopsida; Magnoliales; Magnoliaceae. The coding region runs from base 14 to 517 and encodes 167 amino acids. The record is from RefSeq and is a predicted model, not a curated record.